AUGGGAGACAUGGGAGAUCCACCAAAAAAAAAGCGUCUGAUUUCCCUAUGUGUUGGUUGCGGCAAUCAAAUUCACGAUCAGUAUAUUCUGAGGGUUUCUCCGGAUUUGGAAUGGCAUGCGGCAUGUUUGAAAUGUGCGGAGUGUAAUCAGUAUUUGGACGAGAGCUGUACCUGCUUUGUUAGAGAUGGGAAAACCUACUGCAAAAGAGAUUAUAUCAGGUUGUAUGGGAUCAAAUGCGCCAAGUGCAGCAUCGGCUUCAGCAAGAACGACUUCGUGAUGCGCGCCCGCUCCAAGGUGUACCACAUCGAGUGUUUCCGCUGCGUGGCUUGCAGCCGUCAGCUCAUCCCCGGCGACGAGUUCGCGCUUCGGGAGGACGGGCUCUUCUGCCGUGCGGACCACGACGUGGUGGAGAGGGCCAGCCUGGGCGCCGGCGAUCCGCUCAGCCCCCUGCACCCGGCGCGGCCGCUGCAAAUGGCAGCGGAGCCCAUCUCUGCCCGGCAGCCGGCCCUGCGGCCCCACGUCCACAAGCAGCCCGAGAAGACCACCCGCGUUCGGACUGUGCUGAACGAGAAGCAGCUGCACACCUUGCGGACCUGCUACGCCGCCAACCCCCGGCCAGACGCACUCAUGAAGGAGCAACUAGUGGAGAUGACAGGCCUCAGCCCCCGCGUGAUCCGGGUCUGGUUUCAAAACAAGAGGUGCAAGGACAAGAAGCGGAGCAUCAUGAUGAAGCAGCUCCAGCAGCAGCAGCCCAACGACAAAACCAAUAUCCAGGGGAUGACAGGAACUCCCAUGGUGGCUGCCAGUCCAGAGAGACAUGAUGGUGGCUUACAGGCAAACCCAGUGGAGGUGCAAAGUUACCAGCCGCCUUGGAAAGUACUGAGUGACUUCGCCUUGCAGAGUGACAUAGAUCAGCCUGCUUUUCAGCAACUGGUGAAUUUUUCAGAAGGAGGACCGGGCUCUAAUUCCACUGGCAGUGAAGUGGCGUCGAUGUCCUCCCAGCUCCCAGAUACACCUAACAGCAUGGUAGCCAGUCCUAUUGAGGCAUGAGGAACAUUCAUUCAGAUGUAUUUUUUUUCCCUGUUGGAGAAAGUGGGAAAGUAUAAUGUUGAACUCCGAAACAAAAGUAU
This is a messenger RNA of Suricata suricatta (meerkat), 1130 nucleotides long. It is a transcript of the gene ISL1, whose product is annotated as ISL LIM homeobox 1. Gene Ontology annotation, molecular function: cis-regulatory region sequence-specific DNA binding; DNA-binding transcription factor activity, RNA polymerase II-specific. Gene Ontology annotation, biological process: positive regulation of transcription by RNA polymerase II; axonogenesis; neuron fate specification. Lineage: Eukaryota; Metazoa; Chordata; Mammalia; Carnivora; Herpestidae. The record is from RefSeq and is a predicted model, not a curated record. The transcript has 6 exons. Bases 1 to 1050 code for a protein of 349 amino acids. Gene Ontology annotation, cellular component: nucleus.